Molecule: messenger RNA, 2299 nt
Organism: Clarias gariepinus (North African catfish)
Lineage: Eukaryota; Metazoa; Chordata; Actinopteri; Siluriformes; Clariidae
Product: beta-enolase
Exons: 19
Coding region: 111-2132 (673 amino acids)
Biological process (GO): glycolytic process
Cellular component (GO): phosphopyruvate hydratase complex
Molecular function (GO): magnesium ion binding; phosphopyruvate hydratase activity
Source: RefSeq, a predicted model, not a curated record
GAUAUCGCGAGAACUGAGCUGCGCCUGACGGUUGGCCUGGACGCAGGAGCGUAAACACACGGAAACAACAAGAGGACGAGUUUCGACGUUACGUCCUGCCGUGUAUCAGAAUGGUGUGUGUGUGGUGUGUGGAGGGUCGCCUGAGGACAUUGACCUUUGCCCUCUGCUCCAUGCUGACCUUUUCCCCUGGACAUGCCUACAUCUACGUGCACCUGAAUAACAUGAGCUCCAUGCUGUUAGAGGACUGGCCGGCUCUGUUCGGGUCUCCUCUGCCCCGGGACGGCCUGAUGGGUUAUCUGGUCGAGUCUCGUCCUCUGAAUGCCUGCUCUCCGAUAGAUCCGCCUCCCGUCCCUCCCACUUCUUCAGAUCCCAACAGCACCAUGGGCUUCGUGGUUCUGAUCCGCCGCUACGACUGCAACUUCGACAUCAAGGUGCUGCAUGCUCAGCAGGCCGGGUACAGCGCCGCCAUCGUCCACAACGUUUACUCAGACGUCCUACUGAGCAUGAACUACAGCAACGAAACGAUAGCUGAAGAGAUCGAGAUCCCGUCGGUGUUCACCAGCUACUCCGCCUCCAAAAUCCUGCACAGUUUCAUCAAACAGGACCGGGGAGCCUACGUGAUCCUGAAGCCUGACUUCUCCUUCCCCAUCACCUUCUACCUCAUCCCCUUCACCGGCAUCGUGGGCCUGAUCAUCAUCGUCAUGGUCAUUAUACUGGUGGUGCGGUGUGUACAGUACAGGAAGAGACUGAGGAAGAACAGACUGUCAAAAGAGCAGCUGAAGAAAAUCCCCAUUCACAAAUUCACUAAAGCUCUGACUGCAGCCAGGAUGUCCAUCAUCAAGAUCCACGCUCGUGAGAUCCUCGACUCCAGGGGGAACCCCACAGUGGAGGUCGACCUUUACACAGAGAAAGGGCGUUUCAGGGCUGCGGUCCCCAGCGGCGCCUCCACGGGUGUUCAUGAGGCUCUGGAGCUGAGAGACGGAGACAAAACUCGCUACCUGGGCAAAGGUGUGACUAAAGCUGUUGAUCAUGUGAACAAGGACAUCGUCCCCAAGCUGCUGGAGCAAAAGCUGAGUGUCGUCGACCAGGAGAAGAUCGAUAAGCUCAUGCUGGAGCUCGAUGGCACCGAGAACAAAUCUAAGUUUGGUGCUAACGCUAUCCUGGGUGUGUCUCUGGCGGUGUGUAAGGCUGGUGCGGCGGAGAAAGGCGUUCCUCUCUUCCGCCACAUCGCUGACCUCGCUGGCAACGCCGAUGUCAUUCUGCCCGUUCCUGCGUUCAACGUGAUUAAUGGUGGCUCUCAUGCUGGGAAUAAACUGGCCAUGCAGGAGUUCAUGAUUCUUCCCGUCGGGGCAGCGAACUUCCGCGAGGCCAUGCGCAUUGGCGCUGAGGUUUAUCACAACCUCAAGAGCGUCAUCAAGGGCAAAUACGGAAAAGACGCCACCAACGUAGGAGACGAGGGCGGAUUCGCCCCCAACAUCCUGGAGAACAACGAGGCUCUGGAGCUGCUGAAGUCAGCCAUUGAGAAAGCCGGCUACUCAGAUAAGAUCAUCAUUGGCAUGGACGUCGCUGCCUCUGAGUUCUACAGGAACGGAAAAUACGACCUGGACUUCAAAUCCCCCGAUGAUCCCAAACGCCACAUCACUGGUGACCAGCUCGGAGAUCUGUACAAGAGCUUCAUCAAAAAUUACCCAGUCCAGUCCAUUGAGGACCCCUUCGACCAGGACGACUGGGAAAACUGGACGAAGUUCACCAGUUCUGUGGACAUCCAGAUUGUGGGGGACGACUUGACAGUGACAAACCCCAAACGCAUUCAGCAGGCUGUGGAGAAGAAAGCCUGCAACUGUCUGCUGCUCAAAGUUAACCAGAUUGGCUCAGUCACUGAAUCCAUUCAGGCAUGCAAACUGGCUCAGCAGAAUGGAUGGGGUGUGAUGGUCAGCCAUCGCUCUGGAGAGACUGAAGACACCUUCAUCGCUGAUCUGGUGGUUGGACUCUGCACAGGACAGAUUAAGACCGGCGCCCCCUGUAGGUCAGAACGUUUGGCCAAAUACAACCAGCUGAUGAGAAUUGAGGAGCAGUUGGGAGACAAGGCCAAGUUUGCAGGGAAAGAUUUCCGUCAUCCCAAAGUGAACUGAUCGGCGAGGAGCCGAGUCGCCACCUGUCUCGAACACUCGCAUUAAACAUUCGUAUUUCUUUAAAACUUUUUAUACUGAGGCUCAGUGUGAGGUCGAGUCCUGCAGUUACACACAUUUUAUCAGAAUGUCAAAGACAUGAAAAUGAAUAAAGACUUUUCCUGAACAAA